AUGGCCUGUCAAAAUGCCUCUGCGGCAGCUUCGGGCCCCUCCAGCAUUCCUCCCUUCGCGCAGCCUCUCGCUCCUUACCUCAAGACUCGCCAGGAAGCUCUGCAUAUUCGGCAAGUUCUCACAAGCUACCUCCGCUCACACAUCAUCUUUGCCGAUAAUGACGCCGAACACCCCGAUUGCCACGCCCAAUCCCACCUUUCGUUAUCUGUGUCGGAUAAUGCGGUGACGGACGUGAAGCGAAUCCCCGCGGACCUGACCGGGCUGCGGAGGGAAUAUUUGCAGGCCCUGCAAGCAAAUGUGACCGCAAGGAAACAGCACCAGCAGAUUUCCGAGAAAUUGGAUACGCUGCACUCUGAGGGAUCAAAGUUACCUGGAUCCUCCUCUCCUGAUAGCUCUUUGGAGUUGCAGGCUUACCUUCGACUCGUCCGUGAUCGACGCCGACAUGCAAAAGUUCGGGUUUUUGAACACUAUUUCAACGAAUUACGAGCACGCGAUACCCCCCGACCCGAAGAUUUCGAGAACCAGGAAGGUCAAGAGCAAUUUACGCUGCCUGAGAAUCUCGGAGACGAUGGUCAGGACAAUGGUGCAGCAGGUGGUGACGUUGAGGAACUGGUACAUAAACUCGAGAGGGCGGUUAUUCGUGCAAAGUCGCAACUUGACCGGGAGAAGGAGCUAUACGCGGAAUUGAAGGCUCGAAAUGCAUCUGAGGGUAACCGGGUGGAAACAUCUGCUCCUGCUGUGAAAGCUGCUGCCCUCCAGCAGACUAGAGACGAGCUUGUACAAUGGGUAGAGGAUAAACUUGUCGGUACUGGAAACGGUGAAGAAGACCCUGUGGAGGAGCUACCCGCCGAAGAGAUCGAGGAAUCUGCUCGUAUCCUCGAGGAACAAAGAGUACGAAUCCUUGAGCAGUACAGAGUCUACACAGAAACCCGGAAACGUUUGCUAGACGCGGCUGCUCGGGCUUGCCAGCCUGUGUCAAUGGCAUCUACGAAAUCACCGCCGCGACCUCCAGAGCUCAAGGGGUUGCCUACCGAUGAAACAUUGCCCGUAGAGCCAUUGGAGGUUCUAUCAUAUGCCAGCAAUAUCCUGCACCCGGUUUCCAAAAGCCAGCGGUCUUUGGCUUUGCAGAAGUUCUAUUUGACUGGCUUGCUUGCCAAGGAGAAAAGCACAACUCUACGCGUGCUCAAUCGCCUGAGUGAUGAGAGCCAUCUUCUUCCUGAAUAUCCACUCCUUGCCCGGCAGCCGCGCUUUAAGCACGCGGCGGCAGCCCUCAACUCCAGACAAGCUACGAAGCAACAGGAUCCGGUCAAACAGAACGAGAUUGUUGACAUGGCCGAGGCCUGGGCGUUUGCAUCCGCAGCGGCUGGGUCUAAUGAGAAAGAAUACGUAGAGCAAAAAGUCGCAGAUGGCAACGAAAGCGCAGAUCACGCCCGGCAAGAGUUGCAGAUGGUGUACAAUUUGUUGAACCAGGACCUGGAAGAGGCCCUAGAAGACGAGCAGGGUGAUAACCAGAAAGGCGACGAUCUUUGGACGCACGAAGCUCGCUCCACUAGGUCUCAAGCUAGAAUGUCUCGGUCUGAGAAGCGGCCAAAAGGGCCGUGGACACGACUGAAUGGCAAUGUCGGAGUUGCAGAUUAG
Messenger RNA from Aspergillus puulaauensis, 1638 nucleotides. RefSeq lists its product as uncharacterized. Lineage: Eukaryota; Fungi; Ascomycota; Eurotiomycetes; Eurotiales; Aspergillaceae. The coding region runs from base 1 to 1638 and encodes 545 amino acids. The record is from RefSeq and is a predicted model, not a curated record. The transcript has a single exon.